AGGCUCACUGGUCUCGAGGAGUCAAACAUGGCAGUGUCGAGGUUACCGACCGCAGCUCUCUCUCUGAAACAGUUUUUACAGAGGCAGAGGAUUUUGGGGAUUUACAGAAACAUGUUGAGGACCAUACGGCAGGUACCAGACGAGGCGGACAGGAAGUACCUCAGAGACUGGGCGAGAGAUGAGUUCAAGAGGAAUAAGAGCGCCACAGACCAGGACGCCAUCCGCAUGAUGGUCACACAAGCUAACAACCAUCUGGAGGAGCUGCAGAAGUCUCUGGCGCUGGCCAGAAGUUAAGGACUCAGAGCUGCUGGGAAUCCCUGAUGUGGACUUAUCUGUGACAGUUCUCAGUGAAGACCAUCAUGUGGUUUUUAUUGAGAAGAGACUCUUUAGUGCUGAGGGAAACCAUGGAGAUUGGGAAACCCCUCACUCUUGUGACUCAUCAUUACCUACUUACUUGUCAAGGAUGGAUUGAUGGUGUUGACCUGAAGACAUCGUCCUGCUGUUGUUUGUGCUGUAUACAUAUAUAUGUAUUAAACAGGAAGUAAUGAAACAA
Molecule: messenger RNA, 553 nt
Organism: Seriola dumerili (greater amberjack)
Lineage: Eukaryota; Metazoa; Chordata; Actinopteri; Carangiformes; Carangidae
Gene: lyrm2
Product: LYR motif containing 2
Exons: 3
Coding region: 28-294 (88 amino acids)
Cellular component (GO): mitochondrion
Source: RefSeq, a predicted model, not a curated record